Messenger RNA from Papaver somniferum (opium poppy), 1449 nucleotides. RefSeq names its product F-box/FBD/LRR-repeat protein At2g26030-like. The coding region runs from base 1 to 1449 and encodes 482 amino acids. The record is from RefSeq and is a predicted model, not a curated record. Lineage: Eukaryota; Viridiplantae; Streptophyta; Magnoliopsida; Ranunculales; Papaveraceae. Gene Ontology annotation, molecular function: protein binding. The transcript is spliced from 4 exons.
AUGAUGCUGAUAAACCAAGACUCUGGAGGAUCACGAAGAAAGGAUAGAAUUAGUGAAUUACCUGAACCCCUUAUUCAUCUCAUUCUCAGUUUUCUUCCAACCAAAUGCGUCGUUUCUACGAGUGUUUUAUCUAAAAGAUGGAGGUACAUUUGGACCUCAGUACCUGUUAUUGAUCUCCGUGAAGUGGAAUUUCCAGAGUAUUUUGGACUAGAAGACUCAUAUGAGACAGAUGAGGAGCUUGAAAGAGUCCAGAAUUUAUGUUUAUCGCUGGAGCAGAGUUUGAUGAAUUUUGUGGACAAAAAUCUCUCUCUUCACUACGAGGCACAAGAUAUAAAGAAAUUCUAUCUUGGCACUAGUGAUAAGUUUGAUCUUGAACUUGAAAAGCUUGAAGAAUGGCUGUCUGCAUUAUUCACAAGGCAUAACCUUGAAGAGUUUGUUUUCUACCCAAACAAUUCGCUGGAGGAAGGUUUCUUUCCUUCAAGUGGGAGAUAUGCAUCACUGGUUAUUAUGGAGUUGGAUACAUGGGAACCAGUUUAUCUUCCCGAUGCAGUAAAUUUUCCAAAUCUCAAGAUUUGUAAGCUUUCGCAUGCCUACCUGCAUUUGUAUUCUGAUGAUCCGACUCAACAGUUCUUUUCUAACCUUCGUGUUCUCGAAGAAUUAGAGUUGAUUGAAUGUCAGUGGGACAUAUCUGAUCAAUUAUUAAUUUCAGCUCCUGCUUUGAAAUAUCUGCUCAUUACUGGUCCUAGUGAAUGCACAGAUUUUGAUGAUAACGUUCCCAUGUAUGUAUUUAUGAUGCACAUUUUCGCACCAAAUUUAUUGUCCCUCAGGUACACUGAAGUUUCAGCAAAGGAUUAUAUUUUGCAUCGCUUUGAGAAACUAGUUGAUGUGGAGAUUGACUUUGAACAUGAUAAUGCUGAUAUGCCUCUGCCACAAGAGAAUGUUGCAAUUACAACUAAGGUUGUUAAAGAGCUUUCUAAUGUAAGGCGUCUAAAGGUUUCUGGUGAGACUUUUGAGGAACUCUUAUUUCCAGACAAUCUCCUUACAAAUUGGCCCAUGUUCCAUAACUUGGUCCGAUUGGAACUGACUUCGGGGAUCUCUUUUUCUAAACAUAAAACACUGUUGAACUUUCUCAGAAUCUCACCCAAUCUCAAAACACUUGUUUUUGCUCAGGGCUUUGUUGGACAGCAAUCCAGCACUGAUAGUGGUUGGACUCCAGAUAUGAUUCCUCAGUGUGUGUUGUUGCACCUCAAGUCCGUCAAGUUUUGUGAAUUUUAUGGGUGCUUGGAAGACCUCACUGCCGUAAAGACAUUUUUGAAGAAUGCAAGAGUUCUAAAGAGGAUGAUUAUCAAGUUUGAUUCGGAUUUAUCAACAGAUGAGCAGAACAAAGUAAUGAAGAAGUUGCUAAAAUUUCCAAGAGGCUCCCCUAGGUGCAAAAUUCAGGUCUCAUAA